AUGACAUUACUAUCUAAGAAACAUAUUGAUUAUGUGGUUAAUCUUAAUUCUGAAAUGUCGAAACAAUCAUAUGAACAUUGGUUGUCAGAGCAUUUGAGAAUGAAUGGGUUAUAUUGGGGAAUCAUGACAUUGGUGACAUUAAAAUCGCUUGAUUCAUUACCUCGACAAUCGAUAAUAGAUUUCGUUUUAUCUUGUGUUGAUAAGAGGUCAGGAGGUUUUGGGGCUUAUCCUCAACAUGAUGGACAUAUUUUAAGUACAUUAUCUGCUGUUCAAAUAUUAAGUAUUUUAGGGGCAUUGGAUGAAUUAGAUAAAGAAUCAGUAAUCAAAUUCACUAAAAAUUUACAAUUACCUAAUGGAUCAUUUCAAGGAGAUUCAUUUGGAGAAACUGAUACAAGAUUUGUAUAUACAGCAUUAAGCAUAUUAUCGAUAUUAGAAGGGUUGGAAGAAGAAUUGGUCAAUAAAAGUUUGGAUUAUUUAAAACAAUGUGAAAACUUUGAUGGAGCAUAUGGAAUGAGACCAGGAGCUGAAAGCCAUGGUGCUCAAGUAUUCACUGUGAUUGCAUCCUUUGCCAUUUGUAAUCGGUUGGAUUUGGUCAAUGACAAGUUGAGUAGUUGGUUAAGUGAAAGACAAGUUAAAAAUGGAGGAUUAAAUGGAAGACCAGAGAAAUUACCUGAUGUUUGUUAUAGUUGGUGGAUUUUAUCUCCAUUGGCAAUAUUAAAGAAACUCAAAUGGAUCGACUUAUCCAAACUUGAACAAUUCAUACUUGAUUGUCAGGACGAUGAAGGUGGAGUAAGUGAUAGAAAAGGUAAUCAAACUGAUGUUUAUCAUACGUGUUUCAGUUUAACAGGAUUAAGUAUAAUUAAUGAUGAACUCUAUGAAGGUAACAAAUAUGACAUGGAUUCAAUCGACCCUGUAUAUUGCAUGCCAUAUAGUGCUACCAAAACCUUCAAACCUUGGCCAUAUAAAUCAUAA
Yamadazyma jaroonii is the source of this 972-nucleotide messenger RNA. The record is from the annotation of a GenBank genome assembly. Lineage: Eukaryota; Fungi; Ascomycota; Pichiomycetes; Serinales; Debaryomycetaceae.